UAUAUAUGACCAUUCUUUCCUUGCUUGACAGAGUCAGUCGUUUAGACACCCAAGAGAAUCACAUUUUCAAAGGACUCAAUAAGCCCCACUAACCCUGAGAACGAUGAAUAACCUCUGGAAAACACUGAUCCUCCUGACUGCCUUCGUCGCUGCAACACAUUGCUUGACCUGCCGUACCUGUCCAGUCAGCAUCCUGGGGAACUGCCUGUUUGCAAGUGACACCACAUGUGCCAACAACACAAACAGCUGCUUCUUUGGAGAAGCAAAAUUCAAUGCCACAGGUGCGGUGACCCUGAAAUUUCGCGGCUGCACAGACUCUGACGUGUGUAACAAGACGCUGACUGGCAGCCUCUUUGGUGCCGCCUACACCAGUACCCUCCGGUGCUGCGAGUCGAACCUGUGCAACAGCGCCACCACUAUGCAGCUGCCUCUGACUGUGGCCGUCUUCACUGCUGUCCUGUCUUCACUCUGGAGCCUCUGAGUUGUCGUCCUGUAUGAUCUCUUUCACUGCCCAAAGCUGAUUCUUGCUUGAUUGUUUGAUAUGAUCUAUCUCAUCACUGAGAUCAAAUGAAAAUCAAAUAUACAGGUAUUUUAUUCUAAAUCCAUAUUUUUUUAAACUUCAAAAGUUUGCAUUUUUGUGUUUUCUUACUUAACAUGAAAUAUGAUGAAAUAAAACAGUGAGGACCUGGGA
This is a messenger RNA of Cololabis saira (Pacific saury), 691 nucleotides long. RefSeq names its product sperm acrosome membrane-associated protein 4-like. The coding region runs from base 104 to 481 and encodes 125 amino acids. The transcript has 3 exons. Lineage: Eukaryota; Metazoa; Chordata; Actinopteri; Beloniformes; Belonidae. The record is from RefSeq and is a predicted model, not a curated record.